GCCGCGAGGCCAUGGAGGGAGCGCCGGCCCCGCAGGAGCAGCCGGCGGCCGCCGAGGCGGAGCGGGGGGGCCGGGAGCAGGGCACCUGCUCGCCCAGAGAGAAAGUAAACCCAGAACCUUGCCAAACCUGUCUUAAUGUGCCAGAGAUCAAGAAGACUGAACCAAGCCAUGGUGGAGCUCCCUGGGAAAGAGUCUGUCCAGUCCAUCGGUGCCCUAUCACUGCAUCUCCCAGCUUGGUGAGAGGUCGUCUGCCUUCCUCCAGCCGCAUGCUUGGACCAAUGUCUGUUCAGUCCAAUGGUCAGGUACCAUCCAGCUCCCAGGACUUACAUCAACAUCACCUAUAUUACCAUUGCAACCAGCAAGAACCUAGAGACAGCUAUGGCUUGCCCCCACUGCCAGGGCAUGGAGAGAGGGCCACUUUGUGCUCCCACCAUUCCAGUAGGGAUUCUUUACCAGCUGCCCACCACGAGACCUCUGAAAGUCAAUGGAAACAGUGGUCACAUGACCAGCAGCAGUCACGACCAGUGCAGCACCACAUUGUAACAGUCAGACAUGACAAAGCUUUCAGGAUGCCAAAAAGUUAUUCCCAAGUGAUUGCUGAGUGGCCGGUAGCUGUCCUUGUGCUCUGUUCGGUGACAGUUCUGGUUUGUACUUUAGCUGGCCUGCUAGUUGGAAAUCUGCCAGAUUUUUCAGAACCGUUGAUGGGAUUUGAGCCUCGAGAUACUGACAUUGGCAGAAAACUCAUUGUCUGGAAGAAUGUACAAACCCAUACAGGCUAUCAGAAGACCCUUUCGCUUUCUCCCUACACUGAAAAGAACAGCUAUAGGGACGUUGGUAUUAACAGAGGGCAGAGGUUUAUCCAUGGCGAGCAAGAAGCAAGAACACGACGGAUGGUAGAACAAGACUAUGGAAAGGACAGUUUCUUUUGUGGCCCCCCAGGAAAGAGUUAUUCUCAGCUGGUGUUUAUGUCCACAACUGCUGGGAGCUUGUGGAACUUGCAAGCGAUUCAGUCCAUGUGUCAAAUUGAACAGGACAAGAUCCGCUCACAUGCUCAUUUUGGGAAUCUCUGUCAACGUACUGAAGGCAAUGAAUGCUGCCCAAGCUGGUCUCUGGGUAACUAUAUUGCUGUCCUUCACAACAGAUCAUCUUGUUUGGAGAUAACUCAAGCAGAUGUCUCCCACACCCUGGCACUCCUCCGUUCCUGUGCCCCAGACUACCACAAAGGCAUCCUUAUUCCUUCUUGCAUAGGUCCCAGGACUGGAAGAGAGAAACACUCUCAGUGUGCCAAAGUACCAGAAAAAUGUACCCGGUUCAGUGGUAUUUACCAGCUUCUUCACUUCUUGGUUGACAGAGACUUUCUCAGUCUUCAGACAAUGGAAUAUCAAGUGCCAUCACUGAAAUACAGCCUGCUGUUUUUGCCUACAAAGAAAGGAGCAUCUAUGAUGGAAAUCUACCUGGACAACCUUGAGUCAUGGGACCUGUUUGAUAAUUACACAUUAAUCACUGGAAUGGACCUGGGUCUUAAACAGAAACUAUUCCAGCACUAUCUUUUACUGGAUACAAUGUAUCCAGUCCUGGCAAUAUUAGCCAUUUUUCUAAGUAUGACUUUUUAUUUACGCUCAAUCUUUAUUACAUCUAUGGUUCUUAUGAUUGUUGUCAGUUCUUUGAUGAUCUCCUUCUUCUUGUAUAAGGUGGCCUUCAGAUUCACCUAUUUCCCUUUUGUAAACCUGACAGCAGUUGUCAUUCUCAGUAGCAUUUGCGCCAAUCACACCUUUGUGUUUUUUGAUCUCUGGAGCCUCAGCAAGAGCCAGAAUCCUUCUGCAGGCCUCCUGCAGUGGAUGAGCCAAACCAUGCACCACUUUGGCUAUCUCAUGUUGGCGUCUUCCUUUACAACAGGUGCAGCUUUCUAUGCCAGCUAUAUGAGCAAUAUAAUUGCCAUCUGCUGUUUUGCCAUCUACAUGGGCACCUGUGUAUUGGUAAAUUUAGUAUUCAUGGUAACUUGGCUUCCAUCUUCUGUUGUGUUGUAUGAACGCUACAUAGCAACAAACUGCAUUUAUAAACCGGAAGACUACUGGAACUAUAGUGGGCAUAAAAGAGUUAUUUUCUCUCUCCAUCAUAUACUCAGGGGUCUCCAGAAUACUUUGUGUGAAACCUCCAAGCUGUUAUUUGAGAAGAUUCUUCCAUGUGGUGUUAUAAAGUUUCGUUACAUUUGGAUCUGCUGGUUUACAGCCUUGGCAAUAGGCGGUGCCUACAUUUCCUGUUUUAAUCCUAAACUAAAACUCCCCAGUUUAGAGAUGCCAUCUGUCCAGAUGUUUAGGUUAAGCCAUCCCUUUGAAAGAUAUGAUGCAGAAUACUGUCACCAGUUCAUGUUUGAGAGGCUGGAGCAUGGAGAAGGACAACGCAUGCCCAUCACUAUAGUCUGGGGCAUACUGCCUGUGGACAAUGGGGAUCAUUUCAAUCCUAAAAGCAAUGGCACACUGGUGAAAGAUACCACAUUUACAAUCCAAAAUCCUGAAGCUCAAAACUGGCUCUUGGAAUUCUGCCAAAAAGUGAAGAAUCAAACUUUCUACUAUUCUGAUUUGGAGCAGAAAUCUACAGUUUGUUUCAUGGAGGAGUUUCACACGUGGAUGGACAGUCGCCAGUGCUCCCAGCAAGAUCACAGCUUCAAUCUCUGCUGUAACCACUUCCCCUUCCCCUAUGGAAGUGAAGUCUUCCUGCACUGCAUCAAAAUGAUGAUCAUGGAACAAGGCAGAGAUGGAGCUGAAACCUAUGACUUGGGUCUUAGAUUUGACGGAGAGGGAAACCUAGUUGCCUUGGUGCUACAGUUUCAAACUAUUUAUCACUACAGCUUCAACUACAGCAAAGCCAAACAAUUCUACAAUGAAAUUGGCCACUGGAUAACAGAGGAAAUGAAGACUGCCCCCAUGGGGCUUCAGAAUGGAUGGUACACCAGUAAACUAGAGCUAUAUAAUCUCCAGCACAGUCUUAGCACAGAGACAAUGGUGGUCAUAGGGCUAUCCAUAACCAUCUCUUUUGUGGUGCUGCUGCUCACCACCUGGAAUGUCAUUCUUAGCAUAUUCUCUGUUACAGCUAUCACAGGCACUGUCCUGGUAACUGUUGGACUUUUGGUGCUGUUGGAAUGGCAGCUCAAUGCAGUGGAGUCUCUCUUCAUUUCAGCAGCAGUAGGCCUCUCCACUGACUUUACAGUGAACUACUGUAUUUCCUACCACCUGUGCCCACAUUCUGAUCGCCUGAGCCGAGUGGCCUUCUCUCUGAAGCAGAUGAGCUGUGCCACUGCUAUGGUGGCAUCUGCUCUGUUUUCUGCAGGUAUCAUCAUGCUGCCUGCCACAGUGCUGGCAUACCGGAAGCUGGGGAUAUUCAUAAUGAUGAUCAAAUGUAUCAGCUGUGGAUUUGCCAGCUUCUUUUUUCAGUCUCUAUGCUGCUUCUUUGGCCCAGAGAAGAACUGUGGUCAGAUCCUUUGGCCUUGCACCUAUGCCUUGAAGGACUAUUCUGAUGACUCCAGGCCAAAUGGAAGCUUUAACUGUGGGGGAGAAGAGAAGCAGAACAGAUUACGGAAGGUGCAAGAGUCUAACACUGCAAAUGAACAGUAUGAGCUCCAGCCCUUGGCCAGAAAACUUAGUGACAGCUUUGACAACAGCACUUCCACAAGCAAAUUGUCUAAUCGUCCUUCUGUCCUGUCUGAAGACAUACAGCUCCAAGACAGCAGGUGUCCCCGAAUAGGAAUCCAUCCUUCUCUUGAAACAGACAGACAGAAUCUGCAGGAGACUCUAAUGGACCACCAUGUAGAUCUUUGUCAGUGUCCCGCCUUGCAAACAUCUUCUCCUUACAAACAUAGCAGCACAGGAGCAGAAGCAGAAAUUCAUAGAGAGAGACUCUGCAGAGAUUGUAGAUGUCAAAAGUAUGGUCCAAAAGCCUGGGAUGGAUACAUGCUGGACUAUCUUUAUUCAGCCAGCAUGAAAGAUGAAGGACAGUUAAAUAACUCUCAGUGUUCUAGAGACACUGCUCAACAACAAUCAGAUUAUACCUCAGAAAAUAGUAAUCUCCCUGAAGCUGAAAUUUACAAAUUUCACAGAGGCCUUUGUUCUCAUAGCAGUUCUUUCAACGUGCUCAAUGUCUCCAGUGAGAUCUCGCUGAGUGAUUUUGAGCAGAGCAUAAAACUUGCUGAGUCAGCCAGUUCUUGUCCCAAUGUCUUAGAUGUGUCUGAUUCCUGCUGUGCAGAAGAGAGAGGUCAGCUGAAUGGGAAGAGAGACACCCUGAGGUUGGACCUGAGAGAGACUGUCUUUGACGUGUCUCUACCAGCAUCCCAGCAAAACAGCUCUUCUUGGAAAAACCGACUGGGAUUAGGGAGUGAAGGUCCAGUUGUUUUACCAAACAGCCAACCAGACAUGCCUGAUGUUUGGAUCAAACGAUCCAGUGCACAAAAUUCUGGUUACAGCAGCUGAAAUCUCCAAGAAAGCAAAACUCAAUUACAGAAGAAAACAGGAAAUGAACCUCCUAUGUACACUGUAAAUAUAAAAUCUUUCCUCCCUUCCCUUUUUUAGCUAGGAAUAUUUCCAGAUAUUUCAGCUGCAGAGAUGCCUACAUUUUCACUGAGUCAGCAAAUCUGAUAUUAAAAAAAAUGAGGAUUAGAGAUGAAUUUUAAUGCAGUAAAAAAAUCUUUGACUGUCCAGCAGCCCGUGCCAUAUUCACAAUUGUACUGUAUGACAUUCCCUACAGUGAUUAGAUUUUGUUUUCCUACCAAGUACAAGAAAGAAGGGGAUAAUGAUUAAAGAGGUGACUCGCUCCAAAUAUUUAAAGAAAUAAAUCCCAUGUACAAAAAUAUCUAUAAUUCUUAAUCAUUGGAAUCUGACUAAUGGCUGGAGAAAGAACUGUUUCCUGUUGAAGCAGAUCUGUUUUUAUUAGCAGUCCAGGUUUACAAAUUUCCCCAAAGGAAUUGUAUUCAGAUAUUUGUUUAAAUCUGUCCAGUGAGUGUUUUUCAACUGGUAUGGUCUGUUACUCUUCAACGAGAAGACUAUAUAGUCCAGCCCCAAAUAUCUUUCAGAUCAGGAUUUCAGCUGGUUUUGCUCGAGGGAACUCCAUCUGACACUGCUUCAAUGUGGGGUUUUCCUUGGCAGAAAGCCAUCUCCUUGUCCUCUGUGACUUGGGCAGCUUGUGUUUCAUGUUCAUAGCUAGUUUCUAUCCCAGGCAAAAAUGUAAAAAUAUUUUUAAAGUUGGCAUAUCUGCUGAAUCUUGAAUUUUACUUUUUUCUUUACCAGAAAAACAAAAAAACUAAACAUUGUCUUUAUCUGUUACAAUAAGAAAAAGCUUUCUCUCUAGAAGUCAGCAUAAAAAUAAAUAUUGACGACAAA
Mauremys mutica (yellowpond turtle) is the source of this 5369-nucleotide messenger RNA. It is a transcript of the gene DISP2, whose product is annotated as dispatched RND transporter family member 2. Lineage: Eukaryota; Metazoa; Chordata; Testudines; Geoemydidae. Bases 12 to 4463 code for a protein of 1483 amino acids. The transcript is spliced from 8 exons. The record is from RefSeq and is a predicted model, not a curated record.